Messenger RNA from Phycomyces blakesleeanus NRRL 1555(-), 1175 nucleotides. RefSeq lists its product as hypothetical. The annotation marks the transcript as partial. Gene Ontology annotation, molecular function: phosphatidylinositol deacylase activity. Gene Ontology annotation, biological process: GPI anchor metabolic process; endoplasmic reticulum to Golgi vesicle-mediated transport. Lineage: Eukaryota; Fungi; Mucoromycota; Mucoromycetes; Mucorales; Phycomycetaceae. The transcript has 3 exons. The record is from RefSeq and is a predicted model, not a curated record. Gene Ontology annotation, cellular component: endoplasmic reticulum.
AUUUUCACAAGCAACACGCCCACGCAAAUACCCGCGUACAUAUACAUAUAUUACCAGUGUAUUUUAUUACAAAUUACCUACUUAUUUAUUAGAAAUGACUUGUCUCAGCAAGACACAGUGGAUACUGUGCAUCUUGAUGGGGUUGAGCGCCCUAGCAAUUCAUGUCAUCCUCGAUGCAUUCUAUCAUCCUUAUGAUCCGCCUGCUUGUAGCAUGUCCUAUGCUCGGCCAUCGUAUCAUCAAAUUCCAAAUGUUGUUUCUCGCCUCUCUGAAAAAUACACACUCUAUCUUUAUCGUGAAGUUACCGUUGAUCGAGAAGAUUUGAGUGGUGUACCCGUUCUUUUUAUCCCAGGACAUGCUGGUAGUUACAAACAAGUGCGAUCCAUAGCGGCCCAAGUAGCCAAUCAUUACUACUAUGAAAUUCCUCUUCAUGAAGGAAGUGCAUCGAUGGAUAUUUUCACAGUUGAUCUUAAUGAAGAGUUUUCUGCCCUGAGCGGCCAAUUACUCCAGGAUCAAGCGGAGUAUUUGAAUAGUGCAGUCUCUCGUAUUCUUGAAUUCUAUCCUUCGGCUUCAUCUGUAAUGGUGCUGGCACAUUCUAUGGGCGGUAUUGUAGCAAGAACCAUGUUUACGUUACCAAAUUAUCAACCAGGAAAUAUCAACACUAUCAUAACCUUGGCUACUCCACACGCCACAGCCCCAUUGGUCCUGGAUCCUACACUGGAUAGGCUAUAUCGGUCAAUGGAGACAUUCUGGAAAGAAGGUUAUGCUAAUGGAACAUUAAAUGAUGUCAGUGUAAUAUCGCUAGCAGGUGGCAGUCUUGACACAACCGUAAACUCGGAUUCCGCAAGUGUGGCAGACUGGGUUCCUGAAUCGCAUGGUUUGACUGUAUUCACAACUGCAAUUCCGAAUGUGUGGACAGGGUGUGAUCACAGAGCAAUUUUAUGGUGCAAUCAACUCGUCAAAGUAGUUGCCGCUAUGAUGGCUGAGGUUGUAGACCAGCGUAAACCACAGCAAACUAUCCCAGUAGAGCAACGUAUGGCUGUGUUUCGCCGGCAUCUUGGUCUCAGGCCCCAGACACAUCCUUGGGUUCAUUCUUCUUCACUUCGCAACCUUCAGCUCCGUACCAAGAUCAAUCAAAGAGGUCCCACCAAACGACAAGGAAUAAGAAUUCUCGUCG